CUUGUUAGCUGAAUAUUAGAUACCAAAAAACUGAGUUGUUUACAGCUGUGAUUUGUCAGAUCAAUUGCAUAUUGAUGUGGAAGUAUGUUGUGUAAAUAUUACUGGAAUUUGAGAUGAGCUAUGAAGGAUGGAGCAAGCUUGGUGUUUAUUGACUGGUAUUGUUGGAAAGAAAGAGCCAGUUUAGCCACUAUGACAAUUGUUGUUGUCUGGGUGUACUUCUUUUAUUUCUCUUAGAGCAGUGAAUGUAUGCCUUUCACUCUUAUGGAGAAAAGUAAGUUGCUGUGCUUUGGGAUGUGGUUGUGGUGAAAGCAAAAUAUAGCCUCAAUCACUUACAUUAUAUGGUACAAAACCUUCUGAUGGGUACACUUAUAAUGCUUGUUCACAAUGUGAAAGUGCACUGGACUUCUACCUUGGGAUAUUUGCUUAUAUAAAUCUUCCUGAAAAAUCUUGGUGUUUCUUUGAGCAUGCUGAUAACUCUCUUUUGUGGGUGUGGUGCCAUUUUGCUUACAUAAGGAUCCAUAUUAGAAUAAUUGAGUUUACUAUGGAAUUCCUGCGAAAUACUCUGCCAGUAGAAAUUCAGAAGGCACCUUCUGUUUCAACCUUUAAACACCUGCUGAAAACUUUUCUAUUUUAUCUGGCCUAUGCAGGAAAUUAAGAAUACAUCUUUCCAUAAUUAUUACUUGAUCUCUGCUUUUAUAAUUUUAUAUGGUUUUAUGUAUGACUGUUGUAAACCACUGCUUUUUAAAAAAAUGAAUAGUGGUAUAUUUUAUGAAUAUUUUAAUAAAAUAAAUACAGAGGAAAUGAUGGGGAGAAUCAUAGGAGCCAACUACUCCUAGGGGCUUUGGGGGCUUCAGCCCCCUCCUAAAAUAUUUGAGGGGGCUGGGGGCCCCCAAAGCUUAUGACCAUUGCCAUUCAAAUAGAGUGUGUGCACUGCAUCGUGUGAUUAGUUAUGCAGGACGGGGUUUACCUACCCCCCCCAAUAUUUUAUUCAAGUUGGCACCCCUGGGGAGAACUGAGGGCUGCUUGAAUACUAGAUGCCAGUUUGUACUGCAAAAGUCGAAUUGCUAAGUUGAAAAUGUGAUAUGUAUGUGUCUUAAGAAUGAAGGUUUAUUAGGAAGAGAAUUAGUGGAAUAAUAGUGAAAUGAAUGAAUAUCUGAAGAAGUGUAUCUGAAGAAGUGUGCAUGCACACGAAAGCUCAUACCAAAAUAUAAACUUAGUUGGUCUUUAAGGUGCUACUGAAGGAAUUUUUUUAUUUUGAAUGAAUGAAUGAUAGCUUUGACGUUUUUGCUAGUUUGGAGUAAUAGUUGUAGUAUUAUAUCUGUGAAAGAUGGCAAGUAAAAUGGUUUGAAGUGUACAAAUAUUAGUUAAUGUGGUUUUAAUUGUUAAAAUAUGUUUUGCUAUCUAUGUACACAGUGAUUAAUAUGAGGGUGAAUGAGUUUUUCCUGGUGAAAGCAGCUGUUGGCUUCUUGCCUUAGAUUUUGUAAAAACAAAGUAGGCAAGAUUGCAUGUAUAUAUGCAUGGCCCUGAUCUUCAGAAGGGCAUUUUACUGGUGGUGAUAAUGUUGGCAUUUUAUGCAUUUAUUUAAAAGCUUAAUGAUUGCAGAGCAGUGGAUCAAAGGGUGUUAAUGUUCUCUCUUGGGACAGCUGGCUGAUAAAAAGGUAGUGGUCUGGACUAUAUCAGACUAUCACUUCUUCACACUCACAGAUGCAAAAUAUUGGAAACCAUCCAUGACUUGCUACUUUUUAAAUUCCUCACAGCUGAGGAAUACACUUGCUGAUACCACUCUUGCAAAAUCUUUGCCAUGCAUCUUGGACAUGUACGGUAAUUAGCUGAAUAUGAAUACCCAGGACAUUGUCUCUGUUCACGGCUAAUAUGCCUUCUGUUGCACUCUGUUCAGGUGAGGGACUUUGGAACUUCAGUGAUUUAAUAGCUAUCUAGUAAGUUACCUGUAGUUAAGGAAAUAAAAGUUAUUUUUGUAAAUUUGAGCCUGGUAGAGCAUUGACAAGCUGGUUGACCACUAAAUAAGCAGAUAGGGACAACUUUAUAAUGGUUUGUAUAUCACAAGAGAACAUUACAGAAAGGUUUGGUCAGUUCCCAUUGGCUUUGAUCUCAAGGCUUGGGUCCUGUGUACUUUGAAGGUCAUGUUUCCUCCUUGCUGUGUGUGCCUUCCUCUCUGGGCCAUGUAUUUCUAGUUUAAGCAGCAAUGGCAUAUAGGGAAUUGUGUGACAUGUAGGGAAUUGUGUUCAGUGGCUGUCCCAAAGCUACAAAACUCUCUUCUAGUGAUUGUCCAAACUUGAACCAUAACAUUUUCUGAAACAACGGUAAAACAAUAUUUGAACAGUUUUUAAAAAGUCAAGUGCACUAGAGAAAUAUGUUCAAUGAAUGAUGCAUACAUUAUGCAGCAGAUAAGUAUGUCCACAGUGCUUUGUACUGAACACCCAUAAUUUUGUGAAUUCAUAGUAUAGGGUCGCCAUAUUCCAAAGAGCAAAAACCUGGAGACACACACACACACCAUUGGUGCACCCCCCUCAUUGCGCAUCUCCAUAGCUCGCCCCCUCCCUUAGGGUUGCCGGAGGCGGGGGAGGGACUGCAGGAGCUGGCGCAUGAGAGAAAAAGAGAGCAACAUCUGAGGGCACUGGGGAGAGCCGACCCCCGCUGCUGGCAGGAAAGGAAAGUGGCCACUCUGAGCUGCUGCUGCUUCCAGGGCACAAAAAACCACCCAGACAUUUUUACAUAUUCUAAAAACAAACAAACCCAGACAGAUAUUUUUAACCCCCUAAAUCCGGACAUAUGGCAAUCCUAUCAUAGUAGACACUAGAACUCAGUUUUUUGCCUUUCAUAUUUAUCCUGAGGGAUCAAAAAUGUUUCCUACAUGCAGUACACAGGUUAGGAGGGUCAGGCCUGGGAGUCAAAUAUGGUCCUCCAGACAUGCCUAUCCAGCCCCUAGGACUCUCCUAGGCCACAAACCCUAUUCUGGACCCUUCUUGAGCACUGUGGGCUAACCAAAAUUGAACUGAGACUAUGUUUCUUGUUUGUCUGAUAGGAGGAUAGAGAUGCAAGUGGGGAGGUGUUUGUGAAGGUAAAAUCCACUAGAAUAUGGUUAGAAUAUAGCCUCCUGUACAAAGGAAGAGUCACAUACGUUCUGCCCAGUUUUGCCAAUGGCCCCACCACCUGAGAAGGUUGCCAGUUUGGAAAUGCUGCCCUAAGGCUGAAAAAGUUUGCCACGCCUGCAUUAAGAACUUCAGAAAAAAAUGCUUAUAAAUUUACUGUCCCAAUCACCUGUUAUUGGGUACAUUAAAAAAAAACUUUAUUACGUGAUCCCAGCCAAUUGAAGAUCACAUAGUGAAUGGGAUAACAUCAUAAAACAAAUUGGAUUUAAGUGUCCCUGUGGUAUCCUUGGAGGUAAAUAAAGCAUUAUUGCUCUCACUCUAGUGUCAGUCAAACCUGAAUGGGUGGUUGGCAGAGAUGUGCAUUUAGAUAUGCUUGAAUGUGAAUUCUUAUGUACAUCACAGUGUGCUUCUAUGUGUGAAUACUUCCUUUCUUUUCACAGUCCUCUAGAUUCUAGAAUAGGAAGCAAUACAGUACCUCAGUCUCACAUGCUUAAAAAAAACCUCUCUCAAAAGUAGAGGGCAGCAAAAACAUUUGCUAAAUCCCCCCCUUCAAUUCAGCUCUUGUUUACUAGCGAUACUAAGAGGAAUUGGAGAACAGUCUUUACAGCUUUGAAGACACUCGAACUCAGAAUGCAAGGGGAAAACGUGGUAAGAGGAAGGCACCUCCCGCCCCAAAACCAAUGCCCCCACUGUUGAAGGACGUGUGGAUCCAGAAUUGGCCUCCACAGUCACUUACAGACUCAUUGUUAAAACCGUGUCUCGGCUACCAGUGAUCGCCAAAGAAGACGAAUAAAACAUAAGAGGACAAGGUGACCUGUAGGUGACCUUGGAAGUGAGGGGUGGGGCUUCUGGUGAGUCAGUUGACUAGCUGUGGGCGGAGCUAGUCAGUGUUUGGAGUGCAGCGACUGAGGGGGGAGCACAAGGUGAGCUGAGCUUGAGCUGAACUUUCCAAAAACAUGUAGUAAUGAAGAUGGGGAUUCCUGUUCUUUUUAAUUCAGUUCUUAUUUCAUGUGAAAACAUGUAUUUUCUUCCUUUUUAAACUUCGUAAAAAUUGGCAGCUCUGGCAGAGAGCAGUUUACUACAACCCUGCAAUGAAGCCCAAAUCCUCUGUUAACCCUUCUGCAAGCCUGCAGUAGUGCCGGUUUGCAUUUCCACCUUAAAAUUUUCCAAUCAGAACAUCUCUCAGGUUGCAGCAAAGUCAAUCUACCUAAAUUUCCCCCUUGCACCCAACCCAACUCAGAUCUAGCACUAAGUUGCAAACAAACUUACUUGUUUUCUGGUCAUGCAUGCUAACAUAUUAUGCUUAAAGUUUUUAAAAACUACCUUCGUUUUGGAGUGGUUUUUUUGUGUGUGUGUGCGUGCGCGUGCGUGCGUGCGCGCUUACCAGCGUUAUGUUCUCAAUUCCGAUAUGCAUCUACUCUUUCAAGAACAAGUCAGAGGAACAAGCAGUGAAUCUCCUGUCACUGAUCCCUAGCGGCUUAUUGGAGGCACAAACAGCUGCCAACAAAGAGGUGACAGUGGCUGGGCAUGGAAUAUACAACUUGGAACACAGCAAAUCAUAUUAGUCUGUGUUUGCUUCCUUGCUCCAACCACUCUGAUCAUCAUUUUUCUAUGUUCAGCAUUUUCCCCGCUUUCCCUUCAGACAGGAAAAAGAAGAGAAGGGGGGGGGAAUAUGAUCUGAGAGAAAUGAUAGAAAAAUGUGCUUGUAGUAUUCUGCCCAAAGGCAAGCAGGCAGUCUUCACUUUGACCUUUGCCUUUUAUUGUAAGCAAACUCCAGCCUUUAUCUCGUUCUCUCUUAUGUACAUUGUCCUGAUCCUGUGUUCCCUCACCAUGGGUGCAUUUCAAACACUGUGGGAAUUUUCAUAGUGAAGAUGCAAGGGAGAAUAAAAAUCAUGCCCUAUUGUGCAGUAACUGUUCCUCCCUCUCCCCCUUUUUUGUUGUUGCUGUGAGUGUAAUUAGAAAGGCUCUGAACAGAUAAGGCUGAGGCAACUGGGUUUCUCAUUGGAGUUCAAAAAGGAUCACUUUGGCAAACAAAAAAACCCCACCAGCUCCAUAAAGCAACAGUGAAGUGCCACUGGGCCCAGAGCUGCUGACAGAUGGGUAGGAAGGGUCGGGUGGUGUUUCUUUGGGGUUGGGGCAAAGUUGUUAGGGGUUCUAGACUCUUAGCUGCCAUUAAAAAAAAACUUUAAAAGUUCUUACGUGCUGUAGAUCAAACUACAGUAUAUAAGCCAAAAUGUGAAACCACCCCCCUUUCUGUGAAAUGAGCGAACCUGGUUCAUAGUCGCCACCUUACAAGGUUCUAGCCAAUGAGUGAAGUUAGAGCUGCAAUUGGCAAGUAACCAUUUUGGAAGAGCUAGGAAUUAUUAAAGCUAUGCUUUCCUGUUUCUGUCUCAUUACUGCCCAGACAUGGACUACAGUGGUGUGUGUGCGCUCAUCAUGUGAGUUGAGUGAGUUUGUGGCUUUCAGCAGCAGCAUGUCUACCUGGCCGCCCACUGUUCUGUCUGUCCACAUUCUUGCUCUGUGCUGGGAUUAUAAUGAGCCCAUGAAUUGCACACAAGUUCCUAGUAUAAAGGAAUGUAGCCUAUUCCAUGGCUAACCAUAAAGGAUGACUGUAGCCCAACAAGAAAAGACAGAGAUAGUACGCAUAUACUGUGCAUUUUGUAUAUUUGUCUUGUCCUAGUACUUUGAGCAAAACAUCUAUUGCUGACAGUCCAGUUAUGUAGCAUUAUGCCUUCUGUCUCUUGUCUCCUUUGUGCAGAAAUACCAGUACUUAACGAAAUGUGUUUUAAGUUUACAGUCAGUGCUAGAUUCCCCCAUACCUGAGCUUUUCAUGCACCUCCCUACCCUUUCCAAUUAAAACAAAGUUAGCUGAGGUUGUUUCUCAGGGUGUUGUUGGUUUUGAGGGAAUGUUUGAUUGGAAGGGGGUGUAACCUUUUCUUUUUGUUUUGUGUUUAGUUUGUUUUGGGGUAUAUGUAGGUCUUUCCCCUGCUUUUCAUACGGGUUUUGAGCAUCGUUGUGUUUCACCUGUGAAAUGGGUGCAUUCGUGGUGCCCAUUGCAGUUUCUAAGAUUUCCAAAUGUGCCUUCAUGCCUAAAAAGGUUGGGAACCCCAGAUCAUACAAAGCUAGAUGGAGCAAUGAUUUUACUCAGUAAAAAAUACCUUUCUACCUUCAUAUGUCUUUGUAUGUGAAGUGGUAAAAGAAGGAAAGCUUUGUUACUGUUGCCUCUGUACUCAGCAGGGAGGCAUAGAGAUAAUGUUUUUUUGGGGGGAGGGGGGAGAUGCAGAGUAAUAAAAAGACAAUGGAAAAGAAGGGUGAGAAAUUGGAGGGCACAGAGUGGAUGAAGAGAUUUGUGAGAGAAGGAGGGAGCCUUAAACCAUCAUUAAGACAUCAGCACUGGGAUGUGCUUUGGAAUAAGUUUUCUUCCCCUUUUCAGUAUUGACUAAGCUGUGUAACUGAAUUUCCAGCAACUUUCAGGAGACCACUUUUUUUUUAAUGGUAGAUGAACUUAUUGGAGUUCUUAUGCAACAUUUUUUUGCAACUUUGUAGAACUAUUGAUUUUUAAAGAGAUCUGCAAUAGACAAACAAACAAACAGAAAGAAACUUCCCAGUCUGGUAAAUAUGUAUGCAAUGUGUCCCGACAUGGGGGAGUGGUGAGGCUUCUAGGCUGACAUGUGACAGGCGAGAACAGCUGCUGAUUUAAGAGAAGCACAAAAAAGAUUCCUGAACUUUUAAAGUAGAGGUAUAGCAAAAGUUAAAUUUAGAUCACUUUCUUUCAUAUCAUCUCUAUUACUUUGGAACUUGCUGUACCGCUGUACUCUAUUGCUUACAAGAAGACAAACAGUUUUUGAGAAACUAGCUACCACUGGCAUGAAACCUGAGAAGAGCUCUAAGGCCUAGGCGUAGAAUCUCCUUUUGAACCACCUGUUUAUGCUUCUGGACAGCAAUAUUGGGAUUCCCUUUACCUCUCCUUUGUAUGGGGAAGGUACCGUAUUUGGACAUUCCAAAUUACCUUUCAAAAAAGAGUAAAAGAAGAUACACAAAUUCUGACAAGUUUAUUACUGUAUUGAAUGAGCAUUGCAAGAGAGCUGCCUAUGAAACUGAGUGGAGCCUGGCCAGCAGAUGUGAGAAUCUAGUGGAGGUGUCUGUUGUCGGAGAGAGAGAAUGUGUGUCCCAAGAGAGCCAAGGCUUGGGCAAUGUGGAGAUUUGAAAGUCAAAACCAGCACUUUGCAUUAGGCUUGGAAACAAACUGGCAGUCAAUGAAGAUGUUUCAAAACUGUUCUCAACAGCUCAUAAACAAAUUGAGGCAUUCUGUACCAGCUGAUUUCCAGACAAAUUAUUAAAGUUGGACCCACACAGAACACUGAGGUCACUGGGACAUGAAUGGCAGUUUCUAAAAUGGAAGAUAUAUCUGGGAUGCAUUUUGCUAAACCUGAAUGCAAUAGCCAACCUAACCAUCAUUUUUUUUUAUAUAGUGUAUAAAAAAACCUAUGGACUCUAAGACAAUCUUACUUGGCUAUGAGUGAUCACCAAAUAAUGAAUACACACACACACACAUUUCCCCCUUUAAAAUGGCAGGAUACCCUACUAUAUUCCAAAUGGCCUUUAAAAAUGACUGUUUCCAAAGACAUUUGCCAGUGCAAUGCAGGAGCUACAGUUAAAGACACUUUUGCUCAAAUUGUCCAGAAAACCAGAGUUAAUUCAGACUGGAAGAGGGUGAAAAAUUAGCUUGAAUUUAGCCUGUUGUUUGUUCAAUUAAUACUUUUCUAAUAUAAUUGAAUAUAACUAAAAGUUUAUCUUACAAUUUUUUUAGAGCAUUGAACAACCAUAGUACAGUACAGUAGUCCGUAAAUACCAGGUUUCCGGUGUAAGUGCUUUCUGUUUGCUAACUACUGUGCAUUUUCUUCUAUGCAGUAGGCCUCUUUGAGUUGUUAAUCAGCAGCUGCCUGAAGCUUUUCCCCCCUCUUGCAGUGCUGCUACUGAUGUCACUUCCCCCUUGGCAAACGCCUACGGAGGCUCUGCUGCUUUUGAGAUUGGUCACAGGGAGGGGAGAGAGAGAGAGAAGCUGAGUGAGUGCAUUCUAUGUCCUGGGACCCUGUUUACUUAACAUUCCCAGCCAAGGAAGCCCUGGUUUAAACAGGAUUGCGGAUGCAGCCUGUCCAUUACAGAUGAGGAAAUUAUUAUUGUGGGAUUCUAGAAAUUCCUUUGUUUAAGCCCCUAGCGUGGAUUAUGAGAAUGCAGAAUGCCUUUCCUUUUGGGCCUGCGGCAGGACAAAGAACCCUGCAUAGGAAUCAACAAUCAAAGCUACAUCUGUGAAACAGGCCACUGCUGUGGACAGUCUCAGUGCUGCAAUUACUAUUAUGAACUCUGGUGGUUCUGGCUAGUAUGGACGAUCAUCAUCAUACUGAGUUGCUGCUGUGUCUGCCAUCACCGGCGUGCCAAACACAGACUUCAGGCACAACAACGACAGCAUGAGAUUAACCUGAUUGCCUAUCGUGAAGCUCAUAACUACUCCACCCUGCCAUUUUAUUUCCGAUUUUUGCCAAAUUAUUUACUACCUCCCUAUGAGGAAGUGGUGAACCGACCUCCGACCCCUCCCCCACCAUAUAGUGCCUUACAUCAGCAAUGCGUUCCACCUGGCGGCAGCAGCGCAGCACCAGAUACAAGAAACCUACAGCCAGCCCAGGCAGGCUCUCUGUCAGGAGCAGGAAGCAAUAAUGGAAACACGGACAGCACUGCCUCCUCCAGCACCGGGAACUCCGAAUCGUCCACCCCGCUAGCUGAGCGAUCAACCACCAAAGCAACAAGUGGCGAGCGAAGGAACUCCAGCAGUGGGGCAGAGUUGGAAGAGACGGCCGGCCACGCACCCUGUUCCGACAAAGAGUCGGAGUGCAAGGAGGAAUUGCUUAAGGAUUACAACUCGGAAAGCUUAGACCACAACAACGCCUUCUCCGAUGCUAAAGACAAGACGCCGGGCAGACACCGAAGGUUCACCGGUGACUCGGGCAUUGAAAUCUGCAUCUGCAACCAAGGCCACCACGAUGGUGAUCUCAAGGAGUUGGAUGGGUUCAUUGAUGAUGGGCCCAUGGACUUCUGCGAUAGCUGCAGUGGUCGCCCUCCCCAUGGAGAUGAGGAAGAAGGGCUUUUCAAUGGUGUUCAGCAGCAUCAUGAUGAACAGCAUCAAGAGCACAGCCACCACCACCUCCCUCGGCAGCCUGUUUGUGUGCUCUUGAACACCAUAAAUGAACAGGACUCACCAAACUCGCAUGCCAAUACCUCCCCCAGCUAAAAUAAGCAAAGCGAGAAGGGAUAUUCUACAAAAGGAUAAACAUGACUUCAGCCAAAAACAAGUUGGUUCAGCUUUUUCUUCAGAUGUAACUUUGGGAAUAACCCCUAAAUAAUAGGUAUGGAAGAGGGGGAAGAAGCUUCCGGGCCUUCCCUGCCUCCCCCCUCCCUUUAAUAGCCUCCAUCUGGUUAGGGUUUAGGAUUAAGAGUGAGAUCGUUUUUAUACAUAUAACAAACGAGAGAAAAACUUUUCCUAUUGCUGAUUUUGGUGACGGUUUACCUGGUUGGUUGUUUUCUUAAAGGUUUUCAAUACCUGCUUUAUUUUAUUAUCAGAAAGACUUCACUUGACCCUGUGAGAACAAGGAGGGCUCAUGUAUCUCUUCCCACUCCCUCUCCUUUCCCAGGCGUCUUCCCAGAAGCCAGUGGCAUUUGAUGGCGCUGGCGGUUUGCCUAGUCAGUGCCGUUGAGGGGUUAAAAUGAAUCCACAGAGAGAUGUGGGUGGGCUUUGGGGUUUUUUCCUGAAUUGAUACAGUGCCAUACUCUCUGGUGCAUUGUUGGUUAGAGCAACCUGUAGGAAUUCCCCCCCCCCCCCUUUGAAGCUGGUGACUAUAAAGGACCAGUUUCUUCCAGAGAAAAAAAACUGCUAGCCUGAAACAUAGCAGUUUAUGCAAAAAGCGGGUUGUGGAUGGCGACUUUAGUUUUAUUUUUAUUUGGGGGGAAAGAAAGGCAAAUGUAUUCCUUCAGUUGAUGACUAUGAGUUGAGACUCCUGGCAGAGGACCUGCCUUUUUCCAGUACUGUGGUCUCUAAAUCGCAUUCAAUUGGUGUGCUACAAUGCAACAGAACAGGGACUUUGCAACUUUAGGCCAGCACGCUAGUUAAAAUGACAAAACCAAACAAAACCAAACACACACAACAGGGCUGUCUUUUUGGCCAGCGUGCCUUCAGGUUUCAGCGAUGCUUGUUGAACAAAUGGAGGCAAGAACUCCAUCCACCGCAGAAAGAUAACUUGCAGCUUCAAUGUGGAAGACCUGUGCAGUAUUUUUCUUUUAUCUUUCUUUCUUUAUCUCUCUCUCUCUCUUUUUUAGUCCACAAGUUUAGCAUGAUCCUAAUGGUGACCACUUAAAAGGAUGGAGUGUCUGUGUUUCUCUCUUUUGAUAGCGGCAACAGGCUACUGUAUAACGUCUGUGAGUGUGUAUGUGUGUCUGACUGCAGUACAUGCAUGUGUGUUUCCUACUGGUGAUACGAAACUUGCUGCUGUAAGACUGCAAAAACAAAACAGAAAAGACUGUUGCUUUGCUUUAAACAAACAGUGGAGCUUUUGUUAGUAACAACCCCAAGGGGGAAGGAAAGGAAACAAACUCAAGCAGCUGAAACUAACAUUCCCUGGAGCGUUCCUGUGGAAGAGUGCAAGCCUUGGUUUCUAUAUUAAGUGUGAUAGAGAUUUGUUUUCCCAUUUCUUUAAUUACGGUUGUCUGGGUCAUUUAUGUCACAAAAUAGACUUUCAGAUUUGAUUGCUUGAAACCAAAAUCAGUUUGAAAUACGAUGUAAGCCCAAAUAUAAUGCCUUUUUUCUGAUAAUCCGUGGACUGUGUCUCAUUUUGUUUGGGGAAAGAUAGAGCAGUUGAGAUAUAUCCUGAAGAAAGAAGAGGGUUGGGGCUUUAUUUUUUUGCACUUCAAAGUGAACUUAACUCAUGUCCAGAAUUAUACGGAUUAACACGGGGUUGGUGAGAGCAUAUCUUUAUGUUUCACUGUAUACAAGGGAGGUGUUGGUGCGUGUACAUUUCCAUGUGAAAAUGCAAAUAGGAAGGCAGUCUUGCUCCUCUCCACUGACUUCCUUCAAAUAUCACCUAUACUACAGGUAGGGAAUCUGUGACUCUUCAGAUGUUACUGGACUAUAACUCACAUCAUCCUUGAUCAUUGGCCAUUAUGGUUGGUGUGGAUGGGACUUGGAGUUCAACAACAUCUGGAAGGCUACAGGUUCUCCAGCCCAUGACCUGCCAGGGCAAGGUGACAUGCUCCCUGCAGAAGAUAUUAAGGUACGCUUAAAGGGCAGCAACAAUCCUGUAAAGACUCCAAGUCACCCAGUGAUCUUUAUGUCUGAGGAGGGAUCUGAACCCAAGUGAAGUUCAGAUCAUGCUAUCCAUGACACCACACAUUUAGAUUUUCUGCUACCCAAAUGUCCUGAGCCAUCUCUGCCUACAGCUCUUAGGUGAAUUCACCUAAAGAAACAUAAAAAGAGCAAAUUGUUUGAGCAGAGCUCUAUCCUAGCAGCUCAGGGAAAAGGUGAAUAUAUUACUGUGCAUGUUUACUGCAGACCAAAGCCUGAUAACCACUAAAAAUGUCACAGUCGGGGAUAUAACGGCUCUUAGGAACUUAAAGUGGAAUCAAACCCCUUUAUCCCGAGUCCUCAGCUCUCCUGAGUUUCAACCCCUCUCACAAAACCAACUUCUACUUCGUGGAAUGAAGCUCACUUUCAGAUGUGGGAAAACCUCACUCUAUAUCUGCAAUCCAGUUGGCACCUUUCUGCAUGCCAGAUGGAGACAAUAAGGCUUUAAUUUGAUUUUGUUCUUCAGUUGAUAUUUGGGUUGCUUUUGAUGUUUUCAAUGCACAUGCAGGAGCUGGGUUGAGCACUUGCAAAUUGUAGUUGGGGUUUUGAGACACAUCUUACCUUGCUGCUGGGUCAAGACACUCCUCAAUGGACUUAAAACCUUGGGAACCCCACACAUUUCCUUAUGCUUACAUCUGCAGCACAUGGAUGGUUUCAGAUUUUAUAGAACUAGUACAUGUGUUCCAAAGCAGAUUCAAUAUGUGCUCAAAGCUUUCCAUGGGGCACAAACAGAGAAAUGUCAGAGUUCCAUGUUACAACAGAAAAAUGAAACUUCCUGAAACUCUCUUCAUUGUGUAUUCAAACCCUGCACUAUCAAACUGCUGCAAACACCAGAUUCUUUGCCCAGGAAACCCACUUUCUGCACAAAAUUACAUGGUGGAAAUAAAAAUAAAGUAUGUUUAUAGUUCCAUCAAGUUGCUGUGUUGUUCCAUGUGUCAGAGCUUGUGUUAUCUAGCUGAGGUUCCCUGAGACUCAGGGGUGGGAUAAGGGUUUGAGUUCUCGUUUUACCAAGCAAGGAUAGCAAGCCACUCUCCCUGUAUUUUUGCCAGGUUGCUGUAGACGUCAUACUGUACGUCAAUCAUUGGAGCUAAUGUUGCACACCCCAUAUCCUUUCUGCUCCUGACGAAGAUAAAAGGGUCAACAGGACGCUGUGCAAAAGUUCCUUCCCCAGAUCCUUUAGAAAAUGCUACUUGCCUGUUUAAGGAUAUAUUCCGAUCCUGGUUAAAGGAAGAAAAAUAUCCUUAUAAUACCAGCUUUCACAAAGAUGUUUUAAAAUGUGUCUGUGUCUUAUUAUUAGCUUACUUGUUUUUCCAUUGCAUAAAAAGCCAAACGCAACACACAUCAGUUCUUGGUUUACAGGCCUGAUUUUGGCAGAUUGUCAAACUACAUAUGCUGAGCAUUUUGGCAAGUUUUAUCAGCAUCUUGGUAAAAUCAGCCUGCGUUAUGGAGAGCAAGUCAGACAAUAUCUUUAUUUAGGCCAGCAAAUGAAAUUUUGGAAGCGAUCCUGAAUCGGAUCAAGGCUGCAGCAUCUUUUACCCCCACAGCAGCCAGCCAUGUGCUUCUAGGCAGCCCUCAAGCUGGCGUUUUAAUGCAAGUGGAAUGCCCUCCCACUAGAGGUCAAAGAGAACAACAAUUACCAGACCUUUAGAAGGCAUCUCAAGGCAGCCCUGUUUAGGGAAGCUUUUAAUGUUUGAUGGAUUUCUGUAAUUUAGUGUUUUCUUGGAAGCCGCCCAGAGUGGCUGGGGGAACCCGGCCAGAUGGGCGGGGUAUAAAUAAUAAAUUAUUAUUAUUAUUAUUAUUAUUAUUAUUAUUAUUAUUAUUAUUAUUAUUAUUAAGUGCCUUCUUCCAUUGUUGCUCCCCAGAAGGUGGUGUUCAGUAGCUUCUUAUGGUUUAUUUAGGGUGGGAGGAUCUCUCUGUUUCUCCUUUUUCCCAAUCUUAAAUUCAGCUUCUCUUGCAACAAUUUGUGAUUUUUAAAAAAUGAAUUAAAAAAUCCCAAUGAAAAUUCACCAGCAUUUUACUGCAAAUUUCUUGUACGCAUUUGUGCAAACAAGUUUCCCCAAUAUAAUGUGCAAGCUGUUCCUCUUUAGGGGGCAAUAUUGACUUGGAAUAAUUAACAUCUAUGCCAAUCUACAGUUUUUUAGAUCCAUAGGAAAUUAAGAAAUCCAAGAUUAUGGGGGUUGGAUUAGAUAACCCUCCGGUCCCUUCCAACUCUACAAUUGUAUGAAUAUGUAUUUUCUGCACAUACUCAGAGAGGUAAGUAUGCUGUGGCAGCUUCCUCAGAGCCAGACUGUCAGCAAGACAUUUGGAAUAUGAGAGGGAGAAUAUUUCUUUCUGGAUUUGUUUGUGAUUGAAGAGCAGCUGUGCUCUGAGGGUACAUGGUUUCCCAGUUCAUCUGGCCACAUGCCCAGGUUGGAGGGCCCACAGGUAUUUUGGUAUUAAUUCACCAUGCUUUAUUGCUUUUGUUCAGUGUCCGCUGCAAGAAAGUAACAACCUCCUGCUUACCAUUGCUUCAUAUGUCCCUAGGGUGAUUGUGUAACUUGGUAUAAUUACCUAGGGAGCCAGAAGCACACGAGGACUCAGCAUGGGAAGCAACGGGAGAAGUUUAUUCCCAUCUGAAGGAACAGUAAUAAACAGAUUCCAGUGAAAUCGACAGGCAUUGCUCAUUGACUUGGGUAGGUUCUCUCAGUGUUAGCAAGUUCAAUUGUUGCUGAAGGGGAAGCACACAUUCCCACAAAUAUUCAUUAGUUGUUUGUGAUGUAAAUACAUCAUAUCUUGUAAUGCUAUCCCCUAGCCAUGGUUCUGUAAUGCUAUCCCCUAGCCUACGCUUUCUCUUUCUUGUUCCCUAUCAGGUCCUCUGUAGGUGUGAAACUGCUUCUGGAAACCAUUUCAGGUGUUGAAUUCUCACUUCUGGCACAUAUUCAGGGCACUCCCUUGAAGCUGAGUGCUAAAAUGAGUGGUGUUGAUUUUAAAUACAGUAACCCCAGGGCUGUCCAUGACAUUUUGCUCUUAUACCGUCAUGAAGAAUUGUGUUUAAUAAGAUGUCUGUAAAGCCCUUAGCAGUAAGAAUCAGUAACUCCACUUCUGGAAAUUUCUGGUCUUAAUUGUUCACCCUUUGGCAUGAGGCACAAGGAAUGCAUUAACAUAGUUCUAGUGAAAGGCAUUGAGACUGUGAAAGUCAACCAAUGUCAGAAUGUGGAGACUGGAGAGUAUGACAGAAGGUAAAGCAUAUGAAGGGAGUAAACGGACUCUGUCUCUUAAUAUAAGCAAUAAGAGGACACUUAAAAAGACAUGAAGCCAAUUAAUCAAAUUGCAUUGCCCCAUGCAGCAAGUGGCUGAGGAGACCCAAGAGCUUGAGAAGAUUCACAAAAGGAAUGUGUUGGCAUUGGCCAAUGUUGUCAGAACCACCUGUUGUAAAGAGAAGUAAUCUCUAAUUAUUUCAGGAUGAGACCUUCCGGGGAAGAUUAACCAGCAUCUGUUCAGUGUAUCUUUGCACCUGUCUCAAUAGCAAUGACCACUUUCAAACUGGGCUGUAGAAUUUUGAUGGAUCUGUGUAGAUGACAAGUUUCUAUGCUUUUGUAAUAUUUCUAAAUAUAUACUGAUAUAGAAAGUCUUCCCUGGAAAGUGUGUGGGGAGGGGGAGUAUUUUGAUAUUGAAAAUCGCUCUCAGUAGCGCAACAUUGGAUAAUGCCCACCAUAUCCUUUGUAAGAGCUCCAAUAUGCUAAAAUACUCCAAUAGUAUUUUUUUUUCCCAGGCUGCUUUGAGUGUUCAGGGAUUUUCCACUUUUCCUGCUAAGUGUCAUCCCAAGAUAACACAGAGAAAGCUGGAUUGCUUAAUCCUGUUUGACAUCAGUGACAGUGUAAAUGGUACAGCGUAUAUUUCUGCACAAGGUGAACAUGUUUCUCUAUAACUGGGCAUUCGACUGAUUGAACAUUCUAUGGCCUUUUAAAUAGGUUUGUGGGAGGGAAAUUAUUGGUUCAUUUUUGUUCUUGUAUUUUGUGUUCUCAUUUUGUGUUUUUAUGUUGCAAAAUGCCCUGUGAUCUUCAGAUGAAGGGCAGUAUACAAAUUUAAUAAAUAAUAAAAUAAUAAUAAUCUGCUUAGGGUGAGGCCUGGACAAUGGCAACAGGAAAAUACAAGGUGGCAGUACAACCAAUGGCAGAAAGGCAGGGCAUAUCCCCUUUCACGCCAUCCUAUGAAUCAUUAUUGACAAAGGAAAGUGUAAGGAUACGUUUUCUCCAAGGGAUAAGAAUAUUUUAGCACCUAUGGACCUGCAAACAAAUAGCUUGCUACUACUGGUUUUCCCAAGUAGUUCCAGGAUACUGCAGGGCUGCCUGAUCAUGAUAAAUCUCUUAUUUUGUUAUAUCCAGGCUCUACAUUUUAUAAUUAUUUUUGAAGCAAUGCAUUCUACCUUUUCCACCUAGCUAAAUAAUUUUUAAAAAUAAUCUUCUGUAACCUAGUAUGGAAAGCGGAGAGACUUGAUACUAUCAUCCGGUUUUGUUUCUCCCAUUGUGCCCUGGUGAUGUUUUAAUCUAUAUAUAUGUGCCUACACCUAUUGCAGGCUGCUAAAUCUGAGCUUCAGCAAGCUGGGGUUAUGGGACAGAGCCCUCAAGCUAAAAUAUGGGAAUUUAAGCUGUGAGGCAGCUGGUGGGGAUAUAAAUACUGAUAGAAGUGAUUUCAGAAGGAGUGUUUACCAGCGAAUGGGAAAUCCAAGGUCAUUAAAUCAUAGGCCAAAGUGGCAUCCCAGGUCUUGAUAUUACAUCUGGAAGGAUACUUUAUUUCAUGUCUAUCUGGAUAGCAAAGGAAGAAGGCAGAAUUUAGGUUGAGCAAAAGGAUGCAGGCUUCAGUGGGUGACAUUUAGUUACCGGUAAUACAAACAAAAGCUUGAAAGCAAACAGAGUUUGGCCACCUGGAAGAUCAUAUUGGGGGUACUGAGCAUUUUCCUCUUAGUUUAAUCAGCAAGAGCCGCUGACCAUGUUGCUUUAUGUUGAAAACAUUCUAUACCUAGUCAGAAACUGGUGACUACAGUAUAUCAAGAGAAGAGCGGGCAAGGAAAGAGUGGAAGAAUUUGCCAAAAUCUGGUUUGUUUGAGCUUGUAAGGGCAUUUGCAAACUGGCAUAAUUAACAUGUGCAUAUCUCUUUCUGUCUGUCUGUCUGUCUGUCUGUCUGUCUGUCUGUCUCUCUCUCUCUCUGUGUGUGUGUGUGUGUGUCUGUCUAGGUGUAACCUUAUUUUUGCUACAACAGCAUGUUUCUUUGCAGUCUGAUUUCAGAGGGAGAAGGGGAGCAAAGAAGGCCCCUGUGGGUGUAUGUGUGAGUGCCUUGGUGGUUUUAUAGAAUGGUGAAAGUGGCAUGAGUCUGUUUGGGAAAACUUGAUGGCAGUUUUGUUCCUUACAUAAAAGACACCCACUCAUACACUUCCAGUGUUAUUGGACAUAAUCCAGGUUAUGAAACUCACGACUGGUGCUCACUAAAAACUUGCUCAAGUAUAAGGACUAAUAAGGACACCUUUUCAGAAUGGUGGGUUUCAUUUCUUAACUUUGUAGUCCCAAAAACCUCGUACACUGGACUGUGCUGUUAGGAGCCCUUGAUCAAUAAAUCUCACACUUUACCAAGGCAAAUAGAUAUUGACUGUGGUACACUCUGAGCUCUUCCUUGCAGUCCUUCCAAGACACACGCACACAGAGAGAGAGAGAGAGAGAGAGAGAGAGAGAGAGAGAGAGAGAGAGAGCCCUGUACCAGGAACUUCCCUCACAAAGAUUGCAUGGCUUGAGAUUGAUUUUUAUUUUGCAACAGCCAAUGCUUAGAGCUAGAGGUCUGAGGAUGAUCUCCAUCUUGUGGCAAUUGUAGAGUAUUUAUUCUCUUUCUACUCCUUAUUUCACUGUGUCGAGCUUUUCUUAAGCUCUCUCUCUUGCUUAACCAUUUUCCUUACUAUGUACACUUAAAGAAAAAGAUAAGAAAAUUAAGAGUUUGGGUUUGUUUUUAAGUCAAUCCACCAUGAGCUAUUUAUAGGCCAUGCAUGGUGCACCUUGAUAGACAUGAGACUAGCAUUUUGAACCAAGAGAAGUUAGCCACCACAUAACAGGUCCUCAGUCCUCAGACUCCCUCUAUAUAGCUCAGUCAGUGAAACUUGAGGCUCUUAAUCUCAGGGUCAUGGGUUUGAGCCUCACAUUGGGUGAAAGGUCCCUACAUUGCAGGGGGGUUGGACUAGAUCAGGCAUCCCCAGACUUCGGCCCUCCAGAUGUUUUGGACUACAUUUCCCAUCUUCCCUGACCACUGGUCCUGUUAGCUAGGGAUCAUGGGAGUUGUAGGCCAAAACAUCUGGAGGGCCGCAGUUUGGGGAUGCCUGGACUAGAUGAUCCUCUCUUUUUUUUUGACCAAUAAAUUUUUAUUCAAUUCAAUUAAACAAGAAUACAAUAAUGCAUCUAUACAACAUAAGUCCAAUACAUUGUGACUUCCCUCCUCCCACCAAAUGGUAAAUCCUCUCUCGUAUUAUCUAACUUAAUUACAAUCUCAGCGAUGUAGGAGUUAUGCCAUUACCGCUAACGAUGUCAUUCCCUUGUAAUUGUUCUUAGCAUAAUCAAUAAAUUUACUCCAUUCUAACCAAAAUUUCUCAUUGUCCUGGUCCCGAACUCUAUGGGUUAAUUUGGCCAUUUCCAUAUACUCCAAUACCUUCAUUUGCCACUCUGUAAUUGAAGGAAUCUCCUGUGAUUUCCAUUUCUGGGCAAUUAAUAUUCUAGCAGCCACAGUGGCGUACAUAAAAAAUCUUUGAUCCACUUUUAAGAUUUCUUUAUCUACUAGCCCCAAUAGAAAGGCCUCUGGCUUUUUUGGAAAAGUAUAUCUCAAUAUAUAUUUUUAAUUCAUUGUACACUGAUUCCCAAUUUUUUUAAUCCUAUCACACUCCCACCACAUGUGAUAAAAUUCCCCAACUGAUGUUUUGCAUUUCCAACACAACUUAUUUUGGUUCCUGUACAUUUUAGCCAGUCUAGACUAGAUGAUCCUCAUGGUCCCUUCCAACUCUACAAUUAUAUUCUAUUGACUUAUUGCUUUGCACAAGUAAUUUCCAGCUUUUCUAGCAUAAGGACUACUUUCUCUUAUUUCUCUUUUACACCAAACAAGGAGCCAGUGUGGUGUAGUUGUUAGUGUUGGACUAAGACCUGAGAGACCAGGGUUCAUAUCCUUACUCGAUCAUGAGGCUCAUGUGGUGACCUUGGGCCAGUCACUGUCUACUGUGUUUUCAGAGAUGAGGGUUCUGCCUCGUUACCCUUCUGUUUCCCAGCAGGCUUUGGUGCAAACUGACACCUGCACAACAGGCCAAAAAUCCCAUUUGAAUCUCUGCUACCUCCUCCCCCUUUCUAUUUUAAGACUUUGACCAGAUAGAGAAAACAUGUCUUCAGCAUCACCCAUAAGCUACUUUUCCCUCUCCUCACUGCUGUUUACCAUCUAGCCUGAUUUAGAGUUCUUAAGAACUCAAAAGCUUGCACAUUGUUUUGUGAUACGUUUGGUAUUUUGGAAUCUCUCAUUUUUGGAAUCUUUUAAUAUACUGCAACUGCAGCUGAGUGACUUGUAUCAUAAUCACUAGGAACUGUUGUAAAUAUGUGUGUGCUGGUGCCAUCUAGCGAGCUCCCCAGUAUAUGCAAACUGUUAGCAAGGCAGCUAAUGUGCAGAAGAGUUGCUGAAACAGCCAGACUGAUGCUCAUUCACCCUGGCCAAGUUGACUAAUUGUGGUAGACUAUGGAUGCUCAUUCUGUUGAAAUGUGCUUGCUGUUGAAAGAUGAACAACACCUCUGAAUGUGGGUAUUGUCCACCUCUCUUGUACUAGUACUGCUUUCAGUGGGAUGUGCAUGCAGUUGUGGGUCUUCAUCCACAUUCUGCUUCAACUAGUCCUGCAACCGCAUACUGUACACAUAUAGCUGGCCUGGGAGAGGGGAAUGCUAAUAGGCAACUAAACCAGGAUGGCAAAACAGGAAGUGUUGAUCCAGUUGACUGGAUAAGGGUUGUGUUCCUUUCUCUCCUGCCCCUUCACAUUGAAGGCAGUGUGAGGGUUUUGUUUGCCUCCAGUAAUGCCACUGUGUAGCCAAAUUUGAUCAGUUUUGGAACUGCCGCCCAUCAGAGAGACAUUUGUUCUCCUGGUUGACGUCUUUUAGACAUCAGUUAAAGCCUUCAUCUGGCCUUUGGGGACUGAAGAAAUGGUAGGAUGGUUCCUUGCUUUCUUGGUUGGUUGAUUCCUCUAUUAGUAUAUUUGCCACUAGACCUACAGAACCCUUUCUCCAUAUUCCUUGUAUGCAUGGAUGAACUUGUGUGCAUAUUUUACCAUCAUUGCUUCACACAUCAUUGCUUCACACUUCACACAUCACACUGGCGAGAGCCAAUGUGGUGUAGUGGUUAAGAGUGGUAGACUUGUAAUCUGGGGGACCGGGUUCGCGUCUCCACUCUUCCACAUGCAGCUGCUGGGUGACCUUGGGCUAGUCACACUUCUCUGAAGUCUCUCAGCCCCACCCACCUCACAGGUUGUCUGUUGGGGAGGAAGGGAAAGGAGAUUGUUAGCCGCUUUGAGACUCCUUCGGAUAGUGAUAAAGUGGGAUAUCAAAUCCAAACUCUCUUCUUCUCUAUUCAGUGUGACUUCUGUUAUUGGUGCUAUUUUGUAUACUGUGAGUUCAAAUAAUAUAAAACAAUCUCCAGCUUCUCUGCACACUUGCACCUUUUACCUUUUGCUUUUAUGGCCAGGACAAAAGUACAUGCUCUCUACUUCAGUGAAAUGUGACAUCAAUUGCUGAGGGUUGUGUUUUAAUUCAGCCAGAAUCCAUAAUACAUGUAGAUCAUAAAACCAUGGUAAGUGUGAAGCAAUGAUGGUAAAAUAUGCACACAAGUUCAUCCAUGCAUACAAGGAAUAUGGAGAAAGGGUUCUGUAGGUCUAGUAGCAAAUAUACUAAUAAGUAGAGGAAUCAACCAACUAAGAAAGCAAUUGUGACUGUAGUUCUAUAAACCUUUCAGUAACUUUGUAGAAUUAUACAUCAUCAACAUGGAGUACGUCACGUUGAAUAUGGUGAUCUUUGCUUCCAAGCAAUUGUGAGUAUGAGUAUAGCAAAGAUUCCCUUCUGAAAUAGCUGAAGUGUCCUAAUUUACUAGUUGGUAUAUUUUAAUCAUUUAUUAGCAAAGUUACACUGCCAUUCUAUUGGAAGAAAUUUCCAGUGUGGUUUGUUCCCAGGUAAAUGAGUGUAGGAUUGUUGCUUUUAGCGAGAAAUCUUAGCAUUUUAAAAAAGCAAAAUUGGUUUGUGUUAAUAAAACUAGGACAACUUUAUUGAAUCCUUUUUAUUGGAUCAUCAUCACCCCCCUCAAUUUAAAGUCCCUGCUGCAAAUGGUAUGCAAACUAACCAUGUUUAAUCAGAAGCUUAAUGGGGUUCACACCCUGUUACCCUUUGGCUGAAUAAACAGUUCCCAAAUCAGAUUUAUAUAUUCCAAAAUAAGUACUGUAAUAAAAAUAAAACCCUUUUAGCAUUUUUGGGGAGAAUAUUCAUUUUAUUGCUGAGAUUCUCCCCAUUAUGAUAAUUGCAUUCUGCUCCAUAUAUCUAAGUCUUUUUUAAUUUCUUUCUAAGUCCUCACAUAAUUAUCUUUAUAGAUAUUAUGAUUAUUUACCCAUAGCCACAUUCCUAAGUACUCCGCUUUUUUCUCUAUUUUCCAGCGGUAAUUUCCCCCUCAUUUCUUCUAAUUCUAUUCCUAUUCCAAAUGAUCCCAAUACUUAACAAUAUACGAUGUCUGAAAAAUUGGUGAAAAGAUCUGUCUAAGUUUAUCUGGAGGGGGAAGAAAACUAGGAUAAAACAUAAGAUCCUUAUCAACAUAAAAGACAGAGGAGGUUUCGCAUUCCCUGACUUAGAAUUGUAUUUUGAAGCUGCCUGCCUGUGUUGGAUUAAAGACUGGGUAUUGCUAAAAAAUACACAGUUGCUAGACUUGGAGGACCAUGAUGUCAAAUACGGCUGGCAUUUGGUACGGCAAAGCUGAAAUAAGUAAAAGCUUCGCCAAUCAUGUUAUUAGAAAAAACUUAAUUAGAGUAUGGGGAAAAUACAAAAAAAGAAAGAAAAUGAAACACCAAAGUGGUUAUUCCCAAUAGAAGCUGAGACAAGGAAAAAAGUUAAUAUGAAUGACAACUGGGAUACCAAUAAUGAAUUGCUAGACUUCUCAGAAG
Messenger RNA from Zootoca vivipara (common lizard), 21673 nucleotides. RefSeq names its product WW domain binding protein 1 like (gene WBP1L). Lineage: Eukaryota; Metazoa; Chordata; Lepidosauria; Squamata; Lacertidae. The record is from RefSeq and is a predicted model, not a curated record.